This is a messenger RNA of Sphenostylis stenocarpa, 849 nucleotides long. The record is from the annotation of a GenBank genome assembly. NCBI's taxonomy places the organism in Eukaryota, Viridiplantae, Streptophyta, Magnoliopsida, Fabales, Fabaceae.
AUGGCAUGUAGAGGAUGCUGGGAGUUCCUUUUGAAGCUUUUGAACUUUAUUUUGACCCUGACUGGUCUGGCCAUGGUGGGCUAUGGAAUCUAUCUUUUUGUUGAAUUCUCUAAAGCUUCAGAUGAUGACACUCCGGAAAUUUCUCCUGUCAGUGAUGAUUCUGCUCUGAUUCAACUUGGCCGGCCCAUGCUUAUGGCUGUGUCAUUAUCUAACAGCUUUUUUGAUAACUUGCCCAGGGCAUGGUUUAUUUACUUGUUUAUUGGUAUUGGAGUAGUUCUCUUUCUUAUUUCUUGUUUCGGUUGUAUUGGAGCUGCAACACGGAAUGGAUGCUGCCUGAGCUAUUAUUCGAUUUUGGUGGUAUUAUUGAUCUUGAUAGAGCUGGGAUGUGCUGCCUUUAUAUUUUUUGACAAAAACUGGAAAGAAGAAAUUCCGAAAGAUAAAACGGGAGAUUUUGAUGCGAUAUAUGAAUUUCUGAGUGAGAAUUGGAAUAUUGUGAGGUGGAUUGCUCUUGGAAUAGUCGUCUUUCAGACCCUUCUUUUCCUGUUAGCCCUUAUUGUCAGGGCUGCAAAUAGGCCAGCAGAAUAUGACAGUGAUGAGGAGUUCAUUAAUCCAAGACAGCAAGUGCGGCAGCCAUUACUCAAUAGACCAGCAGCAGGCCCAGCAACAGGAUUACUGGCUCCGGGGACAAUUGACCAGCGAUCAAGCAGAAAUGAUGCAUGGAGUACAAGGAUGAGGGAGAAGUACGGGCUUGAUACUUCGGAAUUUACAUACAAUCCAUCUGAGUCGAGCUGGUUCCAGCAAGUAAACUCACAGACAACUGAAGAAAAGAGCCGUUGCACUAUAAUGUGA